Messenger RNA from Betta splendens (Siamese fighting fish), 2595 nucleotides. RefSeq names its product acetylserotonin O-methyltransferase-like (gene asmtl). The transcript has 15 exons. The record is from RefSeq and is a predicted model, not a curated record. The coding region runs from base 451 to 2433 and encodes 660 amino acids. Lineage: Eukaryota; Metazoa; Chordata; Actinopteri; Anabantiformes; Osphronemidae. Gene Ontology annotation, molecular function: O-methyltransferase activity; nucleoside triphosphate diphosphatase activity.
GUGGGUAACACGAAGUUCCUUCAACAUUAUAUGAAACGGGUUCUUUUUUUUAAAUGCAGUUAGACCCGCAAAUGAAACGUUUGGUGAUCACGUAUUUAGGAAGUGGUUUGUCUGCAGAAGCCACCGCUCGCAGUGACCAGCUAAGCUAGCACACCGACUAGCUAGCACCGGGUUAGCAUGUCAGAGUUCACGCCAGCGUCUUCAUGAGUUAACAAAUAUAUAAUCAUUAUAUGAUUAUUUGUGAUGAGACGUUGCGUGUUUAGUUUUAGUUACUCACAUUAGUUGUGCCGUUUACUCCAAUCAAACCGUACCACAAUAGUGUCAAUAGUAAAUGUUCCCAGUACUGCAGUUAUGCAGUAGUAUACACAUAAGUAUAUGUGUAUUAAGUAUAAACAAAACGAUAUUGAUGAAGUUUAAACCUCUUGCAGCAGCAGUUGCCCGUGAGCCACCAUGGUGCUGAACCCCGUCAUUUCCAAGCUCUCUGGAAAACUGGUUGUCUUGGCCAGUGCCUCUCCGAGGAGGCUGGAGAUCCUCCGCAAUGCGGGUUUACAGUUUGAGGUGGUGCCUUCCUGGUUUAAGGAAACACUUGACAAAGGACUGUUCAAAGCUCCUCAUGAGUAUGCAGUGGAGACAGCUAAACAGAAAGCCCUGGAGGUGGCCCGGAGGAUGCCUUCUAAACACCUAAAAACUCCAGACCUGGUAAUUGGGGCAGAUACUAUUGUGGCUGUAGAUGGUAUGAUCCUGGAGAAGCCAGUGGACAAAUAUGAAGCUUACAAGAUGUUGUCAAGCUUGAGUGGUAAGGAGCACAGUGUCUUCACCGGCGUGGCUCUUGUCCUCUGUAAUGACAAAGAAAAUGAAGAAGUGGAUUACAGGUUGAUAGACUUCUAUGAAGAAACAAAGGUGAAGUUUUCUGAUCUGUCAGAGGACAUGCUGUGGGAGUACAUCAAUAGUGGUGAACCUAUGGACAAGGCUGGCGGCUAUGGUAUUCAGGCUCUCGGUGGCAUGCUGGUGGAGUACGUUCAUGGAGACUUCCUCAAUGUUGUGGGUUUCCCCCUCAACCACUUCUGCAAGCAGCUGGACCAUAUUUACAACCACAGGACUUUGUCUUUACAUCGAGAAAGUACGUCUUUACAUCUGAGUCACAAUGGCACCCACAACGCCUCAAUACUUACUCAACCGUCACCCAAGAUUUCCACCAAUUGCACCUCCUCCGAAUGCUCUUCAUCCAGUCCUGUCCAAAAGGUGAAGAGGAAAAGCAGUGAAAGUGAAGUAGGUGAGAGUUCCUGGACAUCUGUCAACAGUGUGUCUACACACACAAAUUAUAAAGAAGUUGAGCUGCUAGACUGUGGAACGAACAGCAAAGGGCAAGUGCCAGAACGAAAUGUGGCAAAGCCUGAUGACAGUGAGCCCAGAGAAGAAGAUUUACAGCGAAUCAGUGAACUGAUGGACGGGUUCAAAGCCUCCAAGGCGCUGUUCACUGCCUGCGAGCUGCGUGUGUUUGACCUGCUACAGAGCCAACCAGGCCUGGAUGUGACUCAGGUUGCCCAGGAGUUAAAAGUGUCUGUGAAGGGGACCGAACGCCUGCUGGAAGCCUGCGUGCCUCUAGGACUGCUCAAGUGCAAAGAGAGAACGUCCCAAAGGUGCGAGUAUGAAAACACAGACCUGGCCACUCGGUUUCUGUGGUCAGAAUCCCCAUUUUCGCUGCAUGACCACAUCCAGCACUGCAACAGCACAGUCUGGCCCCUGUUCUCCCACCUGGAGAACGCUGUGCGGGAGGGAACCAGCCAGCACGAGAGAGCUGCUGCAAACAAGCCCAACAAUCUUUUUCAGGAUACUUACUACAGGAGUCGAGAAGUGAAACUGAGGUUCAUGAAGGCCAUGCACAGCGUCGCCAAAAUUACGGGAGCAUCUGUAGCAAAAGCUUUUGACCUGUCUGGUUUUAGGACGGCGUGUGACGUUGGAGGAUGCACUGGUGCCAUGGCCUAUGAGUUUGCUAAAGCCCAUCCAGGACUGUCAGUGACAGUGUUUGACUUGCCAGCUGUCGUUGAGAUGACGGAAAAUUUCCAUCCUCAGGACAAAAACGACCAAGUCUCAUUUGUAGCAGGAGACUUCUUUAAAGACGAGUUACCUAAAGCAGACCUAUACAUCCUGGCAAGAAUUCUUCAUGACUGGCCUGAUGACAAGGUGCAUAGUCUGCUGAGUAAAAUUGCAGCUAUGUGCUCACCGGGCUGUGGACUACUGUUAAGUGAGAUCUUCCUGGACAAAGACAGAAGCGGCCCCAGUCGUGGGUUGCUGCAGGCCCUCAGCAUGAGCGACGGGAAGCAAAGAAGUGCAAAGGAAUACAGUUUGCUUUUGGAGAGCCAUGGGUUUGUCACAGCACACGUCAGACAUACAGACAACCUCCUGGAUGCCAUGCUGUGCAUCAAAGUAUGAACACACUGCACAGAAAGGGGUUUGGGUUUACUAUAUGUCACAGGUAACCAGUGUCACAAAGAUGGAGUAAUUAUUUUAUGCUAAAAUGUCUAUGAAUCAAGAUCUUGUCUUCAUGUUAUUAUCACGAUUAAUGAACCUAAAUGAAGCUUCCUGCUUACAACA